This is a messenger RNA of Adelges cooleyi (spruce gall adelgid), 914 nucleotides long. Its product is annotated as tRNA-uridine aminocarboxypropyltransferase 1. The coding region runs from base 112 to 855 and encodes 247 amino acids. The record is from RefSeq and is a predicted model, not a curated record. Gene Ontology annotation, biological process: tRNA modification. Lineage: Eukaryota; Metazoa; Arthropoda; Insecta; Hemiptera; Adelgidae. Gene Ontology annotation, molecular function: tRNA-uridine aminocarboxypropyltransferase activity. The transcript is spliced from 5 exons. Gene Ontology annotation, cellular component: nucleus.
CCCGCAUAGGUAUUAUUGUUUUGGUUCUUCUACUAGUAUUUUCUUCAAUUUAAUACUUUAAUAUCUGUGAUUCUUAGUUCGAAUUUGUUUCGUCCACAGUGAAAACCACAAAUGAAUCCGUUCGACAACUUGAACAUAUCAAACGGGUGGCUAGAAUUGUUCAACGUCGACGAACGACAGCCGUGUCGCAAGUGUUUCAAGUCUAGAAAGUAUUUUUGCUACACUUGUUACACGGUCAACUCGGACUUGGAAAAUAAAAUUCCACGACUCAAGUUGCCGCUGAAAAUCGACGUCAUCAAACACAGCCGCGAAAUAGCCGGCAAAAGCACGGCCAUUCACGCAGCGUUAAUAGCACCGGACGACGUGACCAUUUACAUAUACCCCGACAUGCCUACCUAUACAAAAGACGACAAGGUAAUUCUAGUUUACCCUGGAAAAUCUUCCGUCAGCCUUAAGGAAUUCUACAAUAAGGCGAAAAACCAAGCAAUUGACGAGAGCAUUGGCGCAAAGAAUUGUUACGGAGAAGUCAUUACGCACGCCCUGUUCAUCGAUAGUACGUGGAGUCAAAGUAAAGGAAUACUUAAAGAUUCUCGGAUAGCGGGGCUACCUUGCGUAAAAUUACAAAUAAGAUUAUCUCAGUUUUGGAGGCACCAAAAAGGCAGUCCGAGGUGGUUUCUCGCCACCAUCGAAGCUAUCCAUCAGUUGCUCGUAGAAUACACGUACGUCGCCAAGGAUACGCAACUAUGCGACGAAUACGACAAUUUAUUGUUUUUCUUCCGAUUUAUGUACGAAAAAAUCCAUCAGUUGUACGAACACGAUAAACUAAUGUCGUACAGGAGACCGGUAAACAUAUAAAGAAGAAAUGAAAAAAAUGUUAAAAGUGCAAAUCAAUCAAUGUAAUUUUUGUAUUUCAA